AAUAUUACUUCUCUCUCACGCCAGCGCCAACCGAUGGCCGAGCCUUCUCAUGCUGCCAGAGACACUCACGUCGCCGUCCUCGCCUUCCCCUUCGGCACCCACGCGCCGCCUCUCCUCUCCGUCACGCGCUGCCUUGCCGCCGCUGCACCUGCCGCUCGUUUCUCCUUCUUCGGCACCGCCCAAUCCAACUCCGCCUCCGUCGGAGGCGACGGUUUGCCGGCGAAUCUGAGGACCUACGACGUUAGCGACGGAGUACCGGAGGGGUACGUAUUCACGGGAAAGCCACAGGAGGCGAUCGAGCUGUUCCUGACGGCAGCGCCGGAGAGUUUCCGGAGAGGAAUGGGGACGGCGGAGGCGGAGGUCGGCCGGAGAGUGACGUGUCUGGUGACGGACGCGUUCUACUGGUUCGCGGCGGAAAUGGCGGCGGAGAUGGAAGCCGUUUGGGUGGCGUUCUGGACGGCUGGGCCCUGUUCCCUCUCCGCCCAUCUAUGUACGGAUCUCAUCCGACGAACCAUCGGCCUCCAAGAGGUGGAUGGACGCAAAGAGGAGAAGCUAGGGUUCAUCACAGGAAUGGAGAAGAUGAGAGUGAAGGACUUGCCAGAAGGAGUUGUGUUUGGAAACCUCGAAUCCAUAUUUUCCCGUAUGCUCCACCAGAUGGGGCUGGCCUUACCAAAAGCAUCUGCCCUAUUCCUCAACUCUUUUGAAGAGUUAGACCCUCUUUUAACCUCAACCCUUUCCUCAAAUCUCAAUCGCUUUCUCAACGUCGGCCCUCUCCCCCUUUCCACCCCUCCUAAAGUCUCGACACUCAAUGACACAUACAACUGCUUAGCCUGGCUAGACAACCAAGCCCUCGGAUCAGUGGCCUACAUCAGCUUUGGCACGGUCAUGACACCACCGCCCAGCGAGCUACAAGCCAUGGCAGAAGGCCUGGAAGCGAGCAGAGUGCCAUUCAUAUGGUCAUUGAAGGAUAAAGACAGGGCUCAUCUACCGAAGGGCUUUCAAGACAGGACAAGAGAACAAGGGCUGGUGGUGCCAUGGGCACCACAGGUGAAGGUGCUCGAACACAGAGCAACGGGUGUGUUUGUUACACAUUGUGGUUGGAACUCGGUGUUAGAAAGUGUUGCAGGAGGCAUACCGAUGAUAUGCAGGCCGUUCUUCGGGGACCAGAGGCUGAAUGGGCGGGCGGUGGAGGCCGUGUGGGAGAUCGGAGUGACCAUUGAUGGUGGAGCCUUUACAAGAGAUGGAUUCGUCAAAUGCUUAGAUCAAAUUCUUGGACGUGACAGUGGGAGGAAGAUGAGAGGUAAUGCUAAGAAGCUCAAAGGACUUGCCCAUGAGGCUGUCUCAGCAAAUGGAAGCUCUACACAGAACUUCAAAGACCUGUCGGAAAUAAUUGUGAUGUAACAUAAUUCAUAUGAAAUAAAGAACUUUGUAUUAAUGUUUGAAACAAAAAAUUGGAAUAAGCUGCACAACCA
This is a messenger RNA of Tarenaya hassleriana, 1472 nucleotides long. Its product is annotated as UDP-glycosyltransferase 78D2-like. The record is from RefSeq and is a predicted model, not a curated record. The coding region runs from base 34 to 1401 and encodes 455 amino acids. Lineage: Eukaryota; Viridiplantae; Streptophyta; Magnoliopsida; Brassicales; Cleomaceae. Gene Ontology annotation, molecular function: UDP-glycosyltransferase activity. The transcript has 2 exons.